AUGGAUGUCAAGGCAAGAUCCAAGGCAAUGAGGGAAAUACUCACUCGCCUAGUUGAAAGAGCCCGAGGAGCAAUCGAAGUGAAAGUUUUCGGAGACAAGGUUAUCUUGGACGAAGAUGUCGAAAAUUGGCCUCGAUGCGACGUCCUCAUAUCGUUCUUCUCCACUGAUUUCCCUCUAGACAAAGCUAUAUCUUAUGUCAAGCUACGCAGUCCCUUUUGUAUUAAUGAUCUGCCUCCACAAGCUCUCCUCUGGGAUCGUCGUCUCGUCGGUGCCCUUCUAGAUCACCUUCAAGUACCUACACCGAAGCGGUUAGAGGUCUCUCGAGAUGGUGGUCCAAAAGUCGACGAAGACCUCAGGAUUUCCAUGAAAAAUAAACUCGGUGUCGACCUUGGAGGCUUCCAGGUCACUCCUGAGGUAUCUAUUCGCGAAGAUGGAGAUGCCAUCAUCAUAGAUGGUCAAGUACUAGAAAAGCCUUUCGUGGAAAAACCUGUUAGUGGCGAGGAUCACAACGUGUACAUAUAUUUCCGAGGUGGAGGCGGCCGCCGCUUGUUUAGAAAAGUAGGAAACAAGUCAAGUGAUCUCGAUGCGAAUUUACACCAUCCUAGGACCGAUGGCUCUUACAUCUAUGAAGAAUUUAUAGACGUUGAUAACUCGGAAGAUAUCAAAGUUUACACGGUUGGUAAGGAGUAUUUCCAUGCAGAAACACGAAAGUCCCCUGUUGUCGAUGGGGUCGUGAGACGAAAUACAGAAGGCAAAGAGAUCCGUUUUAUCACUCAUCUCAGCGAACAGGAAAAGUCCUGGGCUGCCAAGAUAUGUCAAGGAUUUGGACAAAAUGUAUGCGGCUUUGAUAUGCUAAGAUGUAACAACGGAGAAAGAAGUCAGAUCAUUGACGUGAAUGGGUGGAGCUUUGUCAAAGGCAACGAGUCAUACUAUGAUCGAGCUGCCGAAAUCCUUGCCUCUCUUUGUGUCCGCGUAUCUUCCUCUCCGGACAGACCGCUUCCAGCGGCCGACCUCACCUCCCAAGAAUCCUCCACCUGGCUACUCAAAGCCAAUGUAACUGUAUUCAGGCACGCUGAUCGCACCCCAAAGCAAAAACUGAAAUUCAGUUUCCCCAUCGGAGAAGUCUGGACUCGCCCUUUCGUCAAAUUACUUAACGGCGAAAAGGAGGAGAUUAUCCUAAGAGAGCAAACGCAACUGAAAUUAGUUGCUUUGGCUGUGGGGGAGGCAAAGUCUCUCGGAGCGAACGGAGAGGACCUUGCCAAAUUGACGCAGCUUAACACCGCAUUGUCCAGUAAGAUCGAUUUGCCCGGAACUAAAGCACAGUUGAAGCCCGUAUAUUCAAAACGACAUGCCGGACAAGUAAGAAGGUUGACAAAACUAACAUUGGUCUUCAAAUGGGGCGGGGAAUUUACUCAUUCAGCUAGAUAUCAAUCACGAGAUUUGGGAGAGAAUAUGAAGAAAGAUCUGUCAAUCAUGAAUAAGGAAGCACUGCAAAAUGUUAAAAUAUACACAUCUUCUGAACGGCGUGUUAUCGCAUCAGCAGAGAUAUUUGCUGCUGCACUUUUAGAACCUCAACAUCCGUCUUACUCGGCCCCUUCAUCCACGCCUAGCUCUCGUACUUCCCGCUCUUCUAGUGAUGGCCUCUCCAUCAAUGGCGGUGCUCUCCCUAAGAAUGGACAACAAACUCUACCUCUGGCUCUUAUUAUUCGGAAAGACCUUCUGGACGAUUCUAAUGCUGCCAAAGAUCUCAUGGACGAUGUGAAAAAAAGGCUCAAGAUAUUGCUGAGGCCUGGAGAGCCCGAGAAGAGGCCGGAAUUGACCUGGCCCAAAAGCAUGAAAAAGGAGCCUGUUGAGGUGGUCAAGGAAGUGAUAGAGCUCCUGAGCUCUUUUAGAGCUAUCAUGAAGCGAAAUUUUGAGACUAUGGACGUUGAUAAGAUACAGGAACGAUGGUGCUGCGGUGAUGAGCCUUGGCUGUUCCGGGAACGAUGGGAGAAGUUAUUUGAAGACUUCUGUGAUGUUGAACAAAAGAAAUUCGAUCCUUCUCGUGUAUCAGAGCUCUACGACACCAUCAAAUACUGCGCAUUACAUCAUCGCACCUUUCUGUUUUCUAUUUUCGAUGAGAAUAUAGGCAUGGGAAAAGAUCAUCGAGGUCAGGAUCGGAAGUUGCAUGAACUCUAUGGGCGAGCAAAGGCACUGUUCGACCUAGUUGCACCUCAAGAGUAUGGGAUUGAGCCAGAUGAGAAAGAGGAAAUUGGUGUUCUCACAUCCUUGCCUCUUCUGCGGAAGGUUGUGGAAGACUUGGAGGCUGCUCGGAACAACGGCGGCAGUUCUUUGACGCUCUAUUUCACCAAAGAAAGUCAUAUACACACCUUGAUGAAUCUUGUACUACACUCUGGUCUACCCAUUGCCAACCGACGAAUACCGGAGCUUGACUACUGUGUAUGUAAUAUCACACCCUUUGAACUAUAUGAGCGCAAUUUCGGUCGCGGGAAGUCCGAUAAAGAAUACUCCAUCAGACUUUCAUUGAGUGAAGGCGCACACUCUUCUAAUGUGCUUGAUUCAACCCUGGAUGCACGGCACUCCUUGAAUGUGCAACCACGAAGAAAACUCACACAACACUUACCUUAUAUUCUUGUAAUUGAAAAGCUUUCAAAACAUUUUGGUAGAAUGACCGAGGAUGAAGACACUGGCACAGAUACCCCUUUCGAGACAAUCCAACCUCUUCACCCGCUCCGCGUACCAGUCAGAAUCAACAAUGACAGUAGUAGUGACGACCCCGGACAAGACGCCAGUUAGAAUACAUACAAAUACGGAGCCGGAUCGCUAACUUUUCGAUGGAGAUGUUUUGGUUUAUCUUGGGACUUCAGAUAGAUUACACUACUAUGUAUCGUAUUCAACUUUGAGGAUGAAUGCUGUUUCCACAUUGUUCAUUCUGUCUCAGUAUUCCAUUCACUAAUUCCUAGUUUGGUUCGUAAAGCAUUUAGCUGAUCAGGUUUCGUCUCGCUAAAACGUAGCGAGUCCUUGUUUUUGACUGUGUCGAAAAGCGUGGAGGCAGAUCGAGAGAGCUCAGAUGAUUGGUUCGCCAAGGCUGCGAAAGAAGAUGUCGUAUCAUGGUACCUAUUGAAAGCUUCCUUGUUGAGGCAAUCGACUUCUCUUAUCUCGUCAAGGGCGUGCUUCUUGAAAGCAGCCUUUACCCAGUGAAGUACAUCAAAGACGUGAUGCUCCUUUGGUCUCCAGGGACGAAAUCGAGGAGCCAAGUUAAAGAGGCGAGUUUGGGGUGAAAUAAGAGGGUGAAAGAUAUCAGUGAGAAAGCGUACAGUCGGCGGACGUUCUGGAUAGUCGCUUGGGAAAACCAGUUCAAACUUCAGCACAGAGUCGGCAUAGUAUCCUUGAUGGACGAAAAAGACAGCGCUCCAAGAAAGGACGUUUUCAGCUGAGGGAAUGACAUACAUCCCCAGAGGACAAUGGCCACUGUGUCGCAAGGAAGCAUAUUCGAGUGAUACAGCAGUUCGAGUGACUGGAUUGACAGGGACUUCAGCAGCAGGGUUUAUUGUUUUUGGGCGAGCUUUAGCUUUUGACGGUGGUCCUAAAUCCAUUGUAGGUGACGCGACAAGCCCACUAAACAUCUUAGCGAUUGAUGUUUCUGAUAUGACAGUUGUCUGCAGACCUGAGAAUCUAUACUGCAGCCGAGGCGAUGAACUUGGAUCUCUACUGUAAUAACCGUUUACAGAGCUACUCCGCAGCCUGGAGUUGCUCCAGCUUAAAGUUGGUCCAUGUGUGUGGCGGGCUGCCU
Serpula lacrymans var. lacrymans S7.9 is the source of this 3793-nucleotide messenger RNA. RefSeq lists its product as uncharacterized. NCBI's taxonomy places the organism in Eukaryota, Fungi, Basidiomycota, Agaricomycetes, Boletales, Serpulaceae. Gene Ontology annotation, cellular component: cytosol. Gene Ontology annotation, biological process: inositol phosphate biosynthetic process; inositol metabolic process. The transcript is spliced from 18 exons. Gene Ontology annotation, molecular function: ATP binding; diphosphoinositol pentakisphosphate kinase activity; inositol hexakisphosphate kinase activity. The coding region runs from base 1 to 2796 and encodes 931 amino acids. The record is from RefSeq and is a predicted model, not a curated record.